CUUGCACAGCUUCGCCUGGAUCGUUUUCAACUCCAAAGAGGUUGGACCUUUAUAUUGGGGAAUGGGCAGGUGAGUUCUGGUAGGAGCAUGCGUGUCGCGUGACAAGAAGCGUACGUUCACAGUGUGAGCUGGGAGAGUGGGAAGAGAAGUUUAACGUUCAGUCUCAGGAUGGCACUGGCUGAGCAGUCUCCCGUGAAUGCUGCACUCGGCUCUACAGAUUUAGGAGGAAAGUCGGGCAGACGUACCCCUGGCUUCUGCUGCCUAGAUACGGCACAGUUAUCAUCCAACCACAGAUCGCCACGACAAACUGCUCGAAGGUGGAUUCUUGCGUCUCGAGAAGACCAUUCGUUUCCUGCCCCCACAUCGUCGUUCAGCCUCCAUGGUCUCCGAUCUGAGUACAGUCUUGCAGCGCCAAGCUAUCGACGACAAUGGAGUCCACAGCAACGUCUCAGAUUGAGGAAGAAAUCGUGCGCCUCAAGCGCGAGGUCGUGCUCGAUGGGACACAGGGACACUCGUGCGAGCAAUGCCAGCAAAUAACAAUAUCGCAUAUCCCUGAGCAAAGAGUCGCCUUGGGAGAGAAAUACGAGCCCUCGUACCUCCUCGAUACGACCGUGGCAGAAGUCGAGUCGCUCGCAGCAUCUGGGUGCAACUUCUGGACCAUGAUCUCGAACAAGGUCGAACUGAUCGGCCUGGAAGCAGAUGUGAAGCGGGAAUCCAAGAAUGUUCCUUUUGACAGUAAAAAGCACCGGUCUUGGUGGUCGGAUGAGCACAUGAAGGAUCUCGCUGCGUCCCUGGGAGGGGACGAGGAGAAGCGGUUCUGGCACCUCAAGAACAGCCCUGUGUACUGGGGGUUUGAGGGGGGAGCCGCCUUCCGCGCCGUGCCCCCCGCAAUGCACAAAGACUCCGUUCGGGUGGCUGUGAGAUACGAUUCUGCAAACGACUUUACCGACAGAGCUGUCGCGGCUGAGGUCGCUGUGGCCAUGCUCGAACAGUCGGGGAAUAACGUUGGCUUCGGAAUCGUUACACAUGUGACGCAUUUCUGGGUCCUGGCGAGUCCAGGUACACUUGCAGACUCGGCGAAAACGUGUGUAGGAAUGCCGAUCAACUCGCGUCCGGAUAGCUCUAGUUCGAUGGAGUUGUACCGGCUCUGGCUACAGAGAUGUAGUGUCACUCAUGGAUGUGGAUUCGAUGACCCGCCGGGGUCAAUGCCAUCACUAGCUCUCGACGUAUCCGAUAGAACCCGUGUCAAGCUAUUCCAAAUCCCUGCCGAUCUGAGAGAGCGCUACGUUGCGCUGUCAUACUGCUGGGGAACAGAUGUACAGGCAUUCAUGUUGACGCAGAGCAAAAAAGACGAACUUGUUCACGGAGUCAACCCAGAGCAUCUGGAUGCCACCAUCAGAGACGCUGUCACGGUUGCGCGGGAGAUGGGAUUUCGGCCACUGUGGGUCGACGCGCUUUGCAUAGUCCAAGACGACGAGCAGUGGAAAGCACGAGAACUGGGAAUCAUGGGCCAGAUCUACCGCAACGCGACGUUGACCAUCGUAGUAUCUGCUGCCAAGAGUGUCACGGAGGGAUUUCUGAAUCGCGGAUCCAUGACGCCAGACGGCGUCGGUCUUGUCAACGGACAUCCCCAACCGGUAUUCAAACUCCGCUCCGAAGACGCCAGCAGCACGGGCGAGAGUACCUCGUUUGUGCUUAGACUGCGUGAUCUGGACACGAUAGAGCCGUGGUACGAACGGGGAUGGACACUGCAGGAGAUGAUAUUCUCUCGACGCCGGCUCCAGUUCCGCAGCAAACAGACAACGUGGCUAUGCCACUGCGCGGAGCCACUAGACUACGACUGCGAUGGCUGGCUGGCUGGCAAUGGCCACAACUACGCAGCGUACUCCGAUGCGGACUUCGUCGCCACCAUGUCCAUGCUGCGAAGCGAAAACCGCUCUGCUGAGACCAGCAGCGUGCUGUCGAACUGGUAUGACCUCAUCGAGGCAUACUCCUCCCGCACACUGCGUUACUCGAAAGACAGACUACCUGCUAUAUCUGCGAUAGCGAAGGAGUUUGCAUCGAUCUUGGGGACAACAUACAUGUGUGGCUUGUGGAAGUCGGACUUGAUCAUCGGGCUGAUGUGGUUUCCGAUCAAAACCAGACAUGCCGUGUCCAGUGUCAAGCAUGGACCGUCCUGGAGCUGGGCAUCCUACCAAGGCGCAGCAACAUGGUGGUCUCACAAGCGUGAUCUGUGGCUCCCCAAUGACGAGGUCGAGGUCACUGGUGACGUGACUGAGCUGACAAUGCCGGGCGAGUUGUUUGGCGAGGUGAAAUCCUCUGAGAUCAGAAUCCGGGGCUUACUGCUACUGAUUCCGAUGCCUGCACGCAACGAAUACAACGCCGCGGAGUGCGACUUACAGCAGCACCGAGUCGUAAUUGAGUUUGACUACGGAGAUGACCCCAGAGUCCAGCCGCGCUCUGAGCACAAGCUUGGCUUGCUGUUGCUUGUCAACCUUGGUUUCCAAGGGGCUGAAGUCAUUGUUGUGUUGGAAGAAGGUAGAGAUCGAUACUCUCGCGCAGGAUGGUUUGGGAUCGAAGAUGUCUGGCUAACGCCUCAAGAUGGGUGGAUUGAUAGGCGUAAUAGAGCAAUCAAGACGCAAGAGGAACUCCGGAUACAGCUACGAAGUAUCUUGGGUGGCGAGCAGAGUAUGCGAGAGAUCGUGCUUAUCUAA
Molecule: messenger RNA, 2714 nt
Organism: Boeremia exigua
Lineage: Eukaryota; Fungi; Ascomycota; Dothideomycetes; Pleosporales; Didymellaceae
Product: heterokaryon incompatibility protein-domain-containing protein
Exons: 2
Coding region: 429-2714 (761 amino acids)
Source: RefSeq, a predicted model, not a curated record